CAGAGGGAAAAAUUCUAUAUCCUAGCUGCUAUAUGAUGUUUGGAUUGUCCCAAUUCUACAACAACGAUGAUGAACCAGAGAUGUUUGGGCAAGUUAGCCCUCCUCCAACAAUUAAAGAGGAUGAAAAAAGAAGGUUGCAAAUGGUGGUAGUUGUUGUUCCAGUCAUCCUUUCAACAUUGCUUCUAACUUUUUCCUACUACUUGCUAAGGAAAAGAGCAAGAAAGAGCAGUUAUAAGGCCUUAAUUCUAAAAGAAAAUUUUGGUCAUGAAAGUACCACUCUAGAGGGUUUGCAAUUUGAAAUGGACGUAAUUAGAACAGCAACAGACAACUUUUCACAUGAAAACAAGAUUGGCAAAGGUGGAUUUGGAGAAGUUUACAAGGGAAUUCUUUUUGAUGGACGACACAUAGCUGUUAAGAGGCUUUCAUCAAAUUCAAAGCAAGGCAUAGUCGAGUUCAAGAAUGAAAUUUUAUUGAUAGCCAAGUUACAACAAAGAAAUCUUGUGGCAUUAAUAGGAUUUUGCCUAGAAGAGCAAGAGAAGAUUCUUAUUUAUGAAUAUGUGCCAAAUGGGAGCCUUGAUUACAUUUUAUUUGAUACUAGACAGCAAAAUUUAAGCUGGGAUCAACGUUACAAAAUUAUAGGAGGAACGGCUUUAGGAAUUCUUUAUUUGCAUGAAUAUUCUCGUCUCAAAGUUAUACAUCGGGAUCUCAAACCUAGUAAUGUUCUACUGGAUGAAAAUAUGAAUCCUAAAAUAUCAGAUUUUGGAAUGGCUAGGAUUGUUCAAAUAGAUCAAGAUCGUGGACAUACCAACAAAAUUGCGGGAACAAGGGGUUACAUGUCCCCAGAAUAUGCAAUGCUUGGACACUUUUCAGAGAAGUCGGAUGUUUUUAGUUUUGGUGUCAUUGUUUUAGAGAUUAUUACUGGAAAAAGAAAUAUAAAUCCUUAUGAAUCACAUCAUUUUACCGAAGGCCUCACAAGUUAUGUAUGGAGACAAUGGAAGAAUGAAACUCCAUUAAUCAUAUUGGAUCCAAAAAUUGAAAAUUAUUCUCGUAUUGAAGUUAUUAAGUGCAUACAGAUUGGUUUGUUAUGUGUUCAAGAAAAUCCAAAUGUAAGACCUACAAUGGCAACGGUUGUUUCAUAUCUUAAUAGUCAUUCACCAGAAUUGUCAUCCCCACAAGAACCAGCAUUUUUCCUACACGAUAGAACGAAUCAAGAUAUUGCAGCACAGAAAUCAAGUUCUGUGAAUAAUUUUGUAUCAUUUUCUGUCAACGAGGUGUCUAUAAGUGAAUUUUAUCCUCGACAGUAGGUUAGUUCAUUUUCAUUAAAUAUAUACUUUUGUUUUUAA
Molecule: messenger RNA, 1343 nt
Organism: Medicago truncatula (barrel medic)
Lineage: Eukaryota; Viridiplantae; Streptophyta; Magnoliopsida; Fabales; Fabaceae
Product: cysteine-rich receptor-like protein kinase 10
Exons: 7
Coding region: 33-1304 (423 amino acids)
Biological process (GO): defense response to bacterium; protein phosphorylation
Cellular component (GO): plasma membrane
Molecular function (GO): ATP binding; protein serine/threonine kinase activity
Source: RefSeq, a predicted model, not a curated record